Messenger RNA from Miniopterus natalensis, 3599 nucleotides. It is a transcript of the gene CAMKK1, whose product is annotated as calcium/calmodulin dependent protein kinase kinase 1. Gene Ontology annotation, biological process: CAMKK-AMPK signaling cascade; protein phosphorylation. Gene Ontology annotation, molecular function: protein serine/threonine kinase activity; ATP binding. NCBI's taxonomy places the organism in Eukaryota, Metazoa, Chordata, Mammalia, Chiroptera, Miniopteridae. The record is from RefSeq and is a predicted model, not a curated record.
CCGCGGGAGCGAGCCUGGCCGCCCUCCUGGCCGAGGAGACGGUCGCCGGGCGCCGAGGUUCCCAAUAAGGCUGCACAGAGGACCCCUUGAUCGUGGCAAUGGAGGGGGGGCCAGCAGUUUGCUGCCAAGACCCUCGGGCAGAGUUGGUGGAACGAGUGGCAGCCAUCGAUGUGGCCCACUUGGAGGAGACAGAUGGUUGCCCACGGUCUGCCAGGAAUGGUGUGGAACCCCCACCACGGGCCAGAGCUGCCUCCAUGAUCCCCAGUACUUCAGGACUCCCUCUACCCAGGCCCAGCCUCUCAACUAGGAAGUUGUCUCUGCAGGAGCGGCCAGCAAGAAGCUGCCUGGAGGCCCAGGCUGGGCCUUAUACCACAGGGCCUGCCAACCACAUCUCCCCACGGGCCUGGCGGAGGCCCACCAUUGAGUCCCACCACGUGGCCAUCUCAGACGCAGAGGACUGUGUGCAGUUGAACCAAUACAAGCUGCAGAGUGAGAUUGGCAAGGGUGCCUACGGCGUGGUGAGGCUGGCCUAUAACGAAAGUGAAGACAGGCACUAUGCAAUGAAAGUUCUUUCCAAAAAGAAGUUACUGAAGCAGUAUGGCUUUCCACGUCGCCCUCCCCCAAGAGGGUCCCAGGCUGCCCAGGGAGGACCAGCCAAGCAGCUGCUGCCCCUGGAACGAGUGUACCAGGAGAUCGCCAUUCUGAAGAAGUUGGACCAUGUGAAUGUGGUCAAGCUGAUCGAGGUCCUGGACGACCCAGCUGAGGACAAUCUCUAUUUAGUGUUUGACCUCCUGAGAAAGGGGCCGGUCAUGGAGGUGCCCUGCGACAAGCCCUUCCCAGAGGAACAAGCUCGCAUCUACCUGAGGGACGUCAUCCUGGGCCUUGAGUACCUGCACUGCCAGAAGAUCGUCCACAGGGACAUCAAGCCAUCCAACCUGCUCCUGGGGGAUGAUGGGCAUGUGAAGAUUGCCGACUUCGGUGUCAGCAACCAGUUUGAGGGGAACGACGCUCAGCUGUCCAGCACGGCCGGCACCCCAGCGUUCAUGGCCCCUGAGGCCAUUUCUGAUUCCGGCCAGAGCUUCAGUGGGAAGGCCUUGGAUGUGUGGGCCACCGGGAUCACCCUGUACUGCUUUGUCUAUGGGAAGUGCCCAUUCAUCGAUGAUUACAUCCUGGCCCUGCACAGGAAGAUUAAAGAGGAGGACGUGGUGUUUCCUGAGGAGCCACAGGUCAGCGAGGAGCUCAAGGACCUGAUCCUGAAGAUGCUAGAUAAGAACCCCGAAAGGAGAAUUGGGGUGCCAGAUAUCAAGUUGCACCCCUGGGUGACCAAGAAUGGGGAAGAGCCCCUUCCCUCGGAGGAAGAGCACUGCAGUGUGGUGGAGGUGACCGAGGAGGAGGUGAAGAAUUCGGUCAAGCUCAUCCCCAGCUGGACCACGGUGAUCCUGGUUAAGUCUAUGCUGAGAAAGCGUUCCUUUGGGAACCCGUUUGAGCCCCAAGCACGGAAAGAAGAGCGAUCCAUGUCUGUUCCAGGAAACUUACUGCUGAAAGAUGGGUGUGGUGAAGGCAUCAAGAGCCCAGAGCUCCCCGGUGUCCAAGAAGAUGAGGCUGCAUCCUGAGCCCCUGCAUGCGCCCAGGGCCACCCAGCAGCACGCUCAUCCUGCGCCUCCAAAGGCCCACCGCUCUCAUGCCGACAGCCGCCCCUGCGGGCAGGGGGCUGGGGACAUGGACCCUCUCCUGGCUCCCCUUCCCCCGUCAUGCUGCAUGACCUCAGCAUGUGUCCAGAGACAAGAUCAGAACGUGUGUCACCUGGGGUUUGGCGGGCAGGGCUCCCUUGAGGCAUUUCUCCUGGUCUUGGCUCUCCCUGGUGGGACCCAUGCUGUGGGGAAGGUAGGUACACACGGUGCCUUAGAAACCCCACUUGGCUUGUCCGCAAGGCCCAGAGGCAGGAGGCAAGAAACCAAGAUGGCAGGUGGAGGCCUGGCUGACCACCACUGCAGAGACUUCCCCCUGGGGGCUGGGCAGGCCUGGCUCCGUGCCACACGCACAUGGAGGGGUGUACCCUGCCACCUCAGGGAGCUACUGCCAGAGCUCGUGUCUGCUGAGAAAACUGUUGUGGAAUCUCUGAGUCCCUGAUGGGUCAUUCUGGGACCUCACUGGGGCAGGGACCAGUAUUGGAACAUUCAGAUUCAUGUUUUGUUCUUUUACUUUUGUUUUUAACAUGGGGAGAAGGGGGUACAGAGACCUGCUUGGGAACAUCAAAUGACCUCUCUAAAGUUUUGGGUGGCUCCUAGCGCACCCCACCAUUAUUUGCAGCCAGGAGAGCUGAACUGACCUUGCUGGAUUGUGUUUCACACUCAGAGAAUGGGUUGAAUUAAAGAUCUGAGCAGAGACCUGGACCAGGAUCACCACCUCUUCCCCACCUGCAUCACUCCCUCCGUUUGUGGCUCCUCAGAGCCGUGGCUGCAGAAGAGACGCCCGGGGUCCACGUCACCCGAGGACCCUGGACUCACAGGGCUGUGGCCUUGCAGACGCAGAAGUAACUGGAAUCCAUUCCCUAACCCUACGCUGGCCUCCCCAUCUGGCCCCAGAAGCUGCCCCCACAUUCCUACGAUGAAGGACAGACUGCCCAGGCUGGAGGGUGCCCUAGGAGUGGGGCCUUGGUGAGGUGAGCGUGCUGGCAGGCGGCCAUGGAGAGGUGGCCCUUCAGCCACUGCCUCGGCCCGAGGACAGUCACCAUUCAGCCUGCGCAGAGCUGAAGUGCUGGCGUGUGUGUGUCCACUCGGCCAGGCUGGAGCAGACGUCAUCUCUGGGACCACUUAAUUGCUUGUUUACUGACCAAAUGUUCAAGAGACUGACCCCCAAAGGAAAGGGAAAGCAGGACUCAGAUACCUCCCCUGAAAACAUGGGCCAAACGGGGUUGCAGUCGCUGGCGUGGGUUUCAUGUCGCAGGAGGACUUGUGUUGAGAAGCGAAGGGAGGCCGGCUGGAGGAGCGCCUGUGUCCGCGCAUCUCUGUGCCUGUGGGUGUACAUCGCCUCCGCGCACAUACGCAUGUGCGUGGCCAUCCGCUGCACAGCACACGCAUGUCUUGCACUGGCACAUGCAUCUGAAAUAUAGUUUCUAUGUCUAUUUAAGGCUAUGAGCAGAAUGUGGCCUGUUAUCCAUGGUCCACAUUUCUCCCCGGCUCAUCUCCACUAAGACAUUGUAACCCAGGGCUUAAAAGAUAAUUCGGUACUGUUUUUAAGAACACUUUUAUAGAGUUCACAGGAGGCCAGGUCACAGAUCAGCAAGGUUUUUCUGAACAUCUCUUUGCUGGGGCCUGGCAGGUGGGGCUUCAAGGGGGUGAUAUCUGUUGGACUUGCCCUCAAGGAGCUCAAAGGUGAGCCUGGCCUUAUUGCCCAGAUCACAGCCUGAAUGGGGUGCUUACCCCAUCACUGAGGGUUUGGUUGGCAUCAUUGUUUUUGAAUGUAGCACAAGUGAUGAACAAACUCCAUAAGAGUGUUUUAAAAAUUAACUUCUCAGGAAGUGAGUUAAAAACAAUAAAAGCCCUUUCUUGAGUUUAAAAAAACAAAAAAGUUUAUAUGUACAUUCUGUGCAUCUGGGU